AUGGCAUUGUCGCCGGAUCAGAUCCGUACUGUCGACCAGCUGCGACAGAAGCUAGCACGACUGUCACAAACACUGCAGGAAUCGCGGCAGUCAUUAUUGAGCAGCGAUCCUCUCCCUUCAUGGCAAGAACUGAAGCUCGAACAAGACCACAUCAUCCGCAACAUCUCCAAUAUACAGCAAGCACUAAACGAACACCGGGACUUUCUGACAGCCGCACACGCAUACCCGACAUCUGCAUUUCCUGGCCAGACACAAGAAGGACUGCUAGGUAAUCUGCUGCGGAAAAAACUAGAGCCUAUCCCAGAGGACUGGGUCGCGAGGUACAGCAUCCAGCCCAAGCAGCAGGAUGAGGGCGGGUUAGCAGUGCAAGAGUUUCCCGGUCUAUGGGAUUGGGCGGCACAGUCGAAUCACGAGUGUCUUGAGCAGUUCCAAAUCUCGGACGCGUUCGAGGACGACUAUACAAUCGCUGAACGCGAAGGUGGGGUGGAGAAUGUGGUUACUGGGCUCAGACGAAAGCUUGGAGAAGAUGAGUCCGACAGUGAAGACGGUGACGAUGAUGUUAACAUGAGCGUGGACGAGGAGAGACCAAAGGCUGAUGGAAUGGAGAAGGAGGUUGCCAUAGUAGUAGUGGAGAAGGGCAUAGAUCCUACAUUGGCGCCGAUGAAGUUGGAGAAUUUGUUGCGUUUUAUGACUACUGGUGUUAUGCCGGCGCAAAAGUAA
Molecule: messenger RNA, 720 nt
Organism: Recurvomyces mirabilis
Lineage: Eukaryota; Fungi; Ascomycota; Dothideomycetes; Mycosphaerellales; Teratosphaeriaceae
Gene: MED8
Product: mediator of RNA polymerase II transcription subunit 8
Exons: 2
Coding region: 1-720 (239 amino acids)
Biological process (GO): regulation of transcription by RNA polymerase II
Cellular component (GO): mediator complex; core mediator complex
Molecular function (GO): transcription coregulator activity; RNA polymerase II cis-regulatory region sequence-specific DNA binding
Source: RefSeq, a predicted model, not a curated record